Messenger RNA from Fusarium fujikuroi IMI 58289, 306 nucleotides. RefSeq lists its product as uncharacterized. The record is from RefSeq and is a predicted model, not a curated record. The transcript has a single exon. The coding region runs from base 1 to 306 and encodes 101 amino acids. Lineage: Eukaryota; Fungi; Ascomycota; Sordariomycetes; Hypocreales; Nectriaceae.
AUGAGCAACUUCUCAGCGACACUCUCAUUGCGAUGCAGCGGUGACCCCAUUGAACGUCAUUCAGCAAUCAGGCCACAGGCCUGCGAUGCUCUUGUUGCUGAGCAUUCAUGCAACGGCCAUUUUAACAACCUUACUUCAUGCAUACAAGAAGCACGAUUUCUCAUUCGCAUUCUCUGCGACGCGGCCCUCGAUCGUCAAUCGCUCGAAGCUCGCCAGAAGCUGCUCUAUUGCAACGAGCAUCACCGCUCGAAGGGCAAUACAGCAGACGAGCGACGACGAAGCAUAUCCCCAGCCUUCAUCGAGUAA